AUGACAGCUACGAAAGCUAUCUGUAGCUCGGUGGCUUUUAAUGAUUUAAGCUGCAAUUCUUCGGGUAUUGAGGAUGCUAAUCAACCUCAUAGGUUGCUGAACUCUUGGCAUUCUCCUCCAUCUGAUUGGAUUAAAGUAAAUAUAGAUGCGGCUAUCCACAAUUCUUACAAGGCAGGUAUCAGAGUGGUAUUUAGAGAUCACUUUGGAAGUCUUUUAUUAGCUUUUGGAAGACCUAUUAUUCAUUGGGAUUCAGCUGCAGUGGAACACCAAGCUAUUCUUACAAUAAAGCAAGUGAUUAAGGAGUGGAUGCUUGAAUAUAGAGGUCUCAUUUAUGAAGGGGAUAACAUGAAUGUGAUUAAUUACUUCAAGGAGCUGGUGAAGAAUGGUGGUAAUAAUUCUUCUGAAAUUUCUUUUAUUAAAGAUUUUGAUUUUGUUAUUUUUAACUGUCGGUUUAAGACCGCCGGUAAGCCUCCGGACAAAAUUGCCGCCGGAAAAAAUCGUCGAAAUUCAUUUUCCUACGCCGUUUUUACCGGCGGUAAUUUAACCUCCGGAAAACUGCCGGAAAACUACAAAACCACCGGAAAAGGUUCAAUUACCGCCGGAAAAGGCCACCGGAAAUGUGUGAUUUUCCUGUAG
Dendrobium catenatum is the source of this 636-nucleotide messenger RNA. RefSeq lists its product as uncharacterized. The transcript has 2 exons. Lineage: Eukaryota; Viridiplantae; Streptophyta; Magnoliopsida; Asparagales; Orchidaceae. The record is from RefSeq and is a predicted model, not a curated record. Bases 1 to 636 code for a protein of 211 amino acids. Gene Ontology annotation, molecular function: RNA-DNA hybrid ribonuclease activity; nucleic acid binding.